GAGUGAGUGAGACGCAUAUUUUGCUUCGGUUGCUAAAGGCUUUUAAAGCUUUCUGAUUUUAAACCGCGUAGCGUCAACAUUGACUUGAGCGUAAGGGGAAAUUUUAUACUUGGUACUGACGUCGGCUACAGUUUGAUUUCGGGUCAGCCACGGAAUAAUGUUUGGAAGCGAUUGACAGACAAAGCGAAGCUAUAACAGUUUCUGCUGUUUUAUAUUGUUUCGUUUUUUGCCUUUUUAUUUUGUUUGGGGAAGCUCGAACUAAGGGAUACUCCAUUGCCAGUCCCCGCUUCGGUUGCUUGCUAGCUACCAGGUGUUUUACCGCAUGUAUAGAAAAUGGCAACUGCACUCAGCGGACGAAACCCUGGCGGUCGCGGACCCAACCAACGAAAAGGUCGGAUUUUAGGCAUCAUUGAUGCCAUCCAGGAUGUUGUCGGACCACCGAAACAGGCUGCUGCCGACCGCCGUACGGUGGAGAAGACAUGGAAACUCAUGGACAAAGUGGUGAGGCAAUGCCAGAACCACCGACUACAGUUAAAGAACAGCCCUCCGUACAUACUGGAUAUCCUGCCAGACACCUAUCAGCACCUGCGGCUAAUACUCUGUAAAUACGAGGAGAACCAGAGACUGACCCAGCUGAGCGAGAACGAGUACUUUAAGAUCUACAUCGACAGCCUGAUGAAAAAAUCGAAAAGGGCAAUUCGCCUCUUCAAGGAGGGCAAGGAAAGGAUGUAUGAGGAGCAGUCGCAAGACAGGCGAAACCUCACCAAGCUCUCUCUGAUCUUCAGCCACAUGCUGGCGGAGAUCAAGGCCAUCUUUCCCGGGGGACAGUUCCAGGCCGACACCUUCCGCAUCACAAAGGCCGACGCCGCCGAGUUUUGGCGGAAAUUCUUUGGCGAAAGGACCAUUGUUCCAUGGAAGGUGUUCAGGCAGUGUCUUCACGAGGUCCACCCCAUCAGCUCAGGCCUGGAGGCCAUGGCUCUGAAGUCCACCAUCGACCUCACCUGCAACGACUACAUCUCAGUGUUCGAGUUUGACAUCUUCACCCGGCUCUUUCAGCCCUGGAGCUCCAUCCUAAGGAACUGGAACUUCCUGGCUGUCACUCACCCGGGCUACAUGGCCUUCCUGACUUACGACGAGGUCAAGGCCCGUCUGCAGAAAUACAUCAACAAGCCUGGCAGCUACAUCUUCAGGCUGAGCUGCACGCGGCUGGGCCAGUGGGCUAUCGGCUACGUCACCAACGACGGGAACAUCCUGCAGACCAUCCCCCACAACAAGCCGCUGUUCCAGGCGCUCAUCGACGGCUGCAGAGAGGGCUUUUACCUGUUCCCCGACGGGCGCAGUUACAACCCGGACUUGACCGGCUUGUGUGAACCCACGCCUCACGACCACAUCAAAGUCACACAGGAGCAGUACGAGCUCUACUGCGAGAUGGGCUCCACCUUCCAGCUCUGCAAGAUCUGCGCCGAGAACGACAAGGACGUGAAGAUUGAGCCCUGCGGCCACCUCAUGUGCACCCACUGCCUGACCGCGUGGCAGGAGUCUGACGGUCAGGGCUGCCCGUUCUGCCGCUGCGAGAUCAAGGGCACGGAGCCCAUCAUCGUGGACCCCUUCGACCCCCGGAACGAAGGCGCCAAGUGCUUCUUCCUGGACCACUUCACCUCGCCCAUGCUGGACCUGGACGACGAAGACGACCGCGAGGACUCCCUGGUCAUGAACGGUCUCGCUUCCAUCAGGAAGUGCACGGACAGACAGAACUCCCCCGUGAUGUCCCCAAACUCGUCCCCCGUGGCCCAGCGCAGGAAGCCCCUUCCGGAACCUUCCGGCAUCCAGCACCUGAGCCUGCCCCCUGUGCCGCCCCGCCUGGACCUCAUCCAGAAGGGGGUCAUCCGCUCGCCCUCCGCCAGCCCCACCGGCUCUCCCAAGUCCUCCCCCGGGAUGUCCAGGAAGCAGGACAAGCCCCUCCCGGCCCCCCCGCCCCCCCAGAGGGACCCGCCCCCGCCUCCACCCCCCGAGCGGCCCCCUCCCAUCCCCCCGGACGGGCGCACCUCCUGGCUGGCCGUCCCCUCGGCCGGCCUGCCCCGCGACCCCCAGCCCACCCUGGAGGCCUGGUGCCCGAAGGACAGCGCGCUGGCGGACCCCCGGCCCGGGCCCGAGCACUCCCCGAAACUGGCCCACGCCGCGCCCCUCCACAUCAACGGCCGACCCACCAGCGACCCGCUGACCGGCCGGGUCCACCACAGGGCGGAGGGGCCCCUGGACGGAGCCAAGACUUCCUCCAACGGCCUCCUGGCGGGAGAUGAGUACGACGUCCCCCCUCUGCGGCUCUCCCCUCCCCCACCCGCCCACGCCGGCGGCCACAAGUACUCAAACCCCUUCUCUAGCCCCUGUGCUGAAAAACCCAGGCUGUUGGGUGAUCGUGAGGAAGACGAGUAUCAGAUCCCCUCUUCGCACCCCAUAACUCUGACCCAGCCUCCGCUCUGCAUUUCUGUUCGGAUACCCUCCAGGGGCCUGGAGAACGGGCAGUUUGCUAACGGCUCCUCGGAUCACAGCACAGAGGGGAAAUGGCACAAGGCCCUGGAAUAUGGUGCUCAUUUUGAGUCUGGCAUGUUUGUAUCGGGGGCAACGCGUCCCUCCCUCUGCCCCUCCCUCAACAGGACGCCCUCAGACUACGACAUUCUCCUGCCCUCUCAAGCGGAGGAUCUGUUCAGUAGUGCGCCCCCCUGCCAGCCCCCACCUCCCCCUCCAGCGCGGCACAGUUUCGGUGAAUUGUCCUCGUCUCCUUCCUGUUCCCGGGCAGCGAGGCCGGCCUCCGGACACGACCACUUCCUGCUCACGCCUGAUUCCUUUUUGGACGUGCUGAGCGGGGCAGCGCCCGUGCCCCCUGUCCGAAGGCAGACGGGGGACAACAUGAAGCCCCCGGGGCGGGCGUCCCCGGGGCAAGACUACGACCAGCUGCCCCCCACGCAAGUUCUGGCUGAAAGCAUACAGGCACCUGCCAGGCCGCCCAAGCCCUACCCCCGUAAGACCCCUCCGGACAUGCAUCACAGGAAGGCCCACAGCCACGAACCGGCCGGCGAGAACGUGGACGCCAAAAUCGCCAAGCUGAUGGGCGAGGGCUACUCCUUCGAGGACGUGAAGAGGGCGCUGAUGAUCGCGCAGAACAAAGUGGACGUGGCCCGGAACAUUCUGCGGGAGUUUGCCCUGGUGGCCCCCAGACUCAACCUGUAGCCCGAGGGCGGGGAGACUCUUUGCCUACAGGAGGGCUGGACGUGCGGGGGAAAGCGCUCCCUCCUCUCCUUCGCUCAGCCCCUCCUGAGUCUGUGCGUACCGCCAACGGCCGCCGGGGCAGGGGCUGGAAUGAAGGAGUCCGGAGAUAAUUCUACGUCCUUUCCCACAGGGAUGCUGGGAAGUAAUGCACAGCUAUUUCUUUUAGCCAUAACGAAUCAGGGUCGAACUGAAGAGAAGCAUUUACUUUUUAGAAACCUGUGAAAAAAAAAAAGAAAAAAAAAGAAUUGUUGUUUACAGUGGACAGCUGGAUCCGGUGAGCCACAAGGCGCUGGCUCCCGCCUCUCUUCGCCAUUUCCUGUCCUGCUGCCGCCUGUCACACCAUCCCUCUGCCACCCCCCCACACACACUCGGGCAAAAGCACACCCACACAGACCCACACACACACACACACACACACACAGUCACACUCACACAGACACACACACACACGCUCACGCACACCUUAGGAUGUGACUGUUGUCUUCUUUUCCAUUAUACUGUUCUUUACCGUGUCGCUUUAAUGGACCAGACGACAAUUUCUCGGUCAGGCUGAGUUAGGUGUACAGAACGGAAAGCGAUUCUCUCGCAUGUGGCCUUCACUACUGAAUCUCUUUCCGUCCCCGGCCUCUGAGCGCCAGGUCUCCGCUGAAGCAGAACAUCGAUGGCAUCUCUCUUCACCUUGCACUUUUUUGCCGAUACUUCUUUGGACAUUUGCGUUUUUGGCUGCAUCUCGCACGCUUCCAUCGCUGAGCGUCAUUUCUGCGGGGGCCGUAUCCCGCCGUCAGUGACCCCGCAGACAACGUCCGGGCCCCAAGGCUGCCGAGCCAGUUCCUGUCUCUGAGGUGCCAGGGCCGGUGCGGUGGCUCAGGCAGUUCUCCUGACACCUCGGCUGUCUUGUGUGUUACAAGUACUUUCCCCCAGAACAGAAACUCAUUGAAUGUACAACAAAAGAAAACGCAAGUCACCCGUGCUGUGUGUGGUUCAGCUGUUCUAACCGCAGACCGAACCACUGAACGGACCUUCGGCUGGGGGGAACCGGGCCGCCUGAAUGUAUUAGCCGUGGAAGACCCGUGUCCCAUAACUCGUCUGGACAUCCAGAAAGGAAGCGCCCAACCCUGUCAUUAUCCCAUUCCUCUCAGUCAAAACACAAACCCACUGUCAUGGAAAAGAUGGUGUUUAUUAUGUGCCAAAAAAAGAGUUAAAGAUAAACGCCACAUUAUUCUGUUUAAUUUUUAAACGAACAAUCAGAUGUGUGUGGGCAGUGUUCGGCUGUAUGAGUCCACAGUGCUUAUCCUGUUAAACACAGGUGUGGGGGAAAAACCUGCUUCCUGUAGCCUACACACUCUAUGGACACUGACCACAGGACAGUCAGAAGUGAAAUGCCAUACUCCUGAGACACACUCCUGAAGGGCCAUGCCUGCUAACAGGCUGUUUACAGGACACUCACACCGUUAUUGUGCCGUCUCCACUCGCCAGGCUGUUAAACAAGUGGAAGAAUGUACAUUUUUCAGAUUUUUCUCAUUGAAUUCUAGCCUGGUGGAAAAACUUGCGAAAGUUAAAAAUCUCCAUUGAGCAAACUGCUGUUGGUUAUGGCCAGACAUCCCAUAGCAACUUCAGUCGACCCCAGAAGCCAUGGCGUUUUGCCGUUGCUAGUGCGGAAGCCCGCCUGACGGUUAGCUACAAGGCCUUUCCUCGCUCUGCUGUCAGAGCCGGCCGCGUUUCUUUUGUGCUUUUGUGUUUCCGUUUCGACAGUCAGUCACAUUAUCAGCCCCCCCCCCCACGUUCAGGUUUGGUAUUUUUAACUUGAAGCUUUGUUUUGCACUGGUUCCUUUCUCUCAUCUUAAACUUGAAAGAGUAAAAUGGAGGGUCCUUCCAUCCAGCCUUCCAAGGGUUCGGUGGCCUUCAGGUGGCAGUGAGGUUUUCUCUUAUUUUUUAAAUUUCUUUCUUUGAGGAAUUUUGUCAAAAAAUGCCUUUUGUGAUAUGUAAAAAUGAUAGUGAUGUGUGCAAUUAAUUUAUACUUUAUUAAAGCAUUCUCUUGAUAUUUUUUCAUUGUUCAGUAAUGAAAAGUAACCUAUAAUCUGUUCAUGUGAAAGUUUUAUAAAAGCCAGUAUUAAUAGAU
Molecule: messenger RNA, 5386 nt
Organism: Conger conger (European conger)
Lineage: Eukaryota; Metazoa; Chordata; Actinopteri; Anguilliformes; Congridae
Gene: cblb
Product: Cbl proto-oncogene B, E3 ubiquitin protein ligase
Exons: 19
Coding region: 334-3228 (964 amino acids)
Biological process (GO): negative regulation of epidermal growth factor-activated receptor activity; cell surface receptor signaling pathway
Cellular component (GO): plasma membrane; membrane raft
Molecular function (GO): calcium ion binding; ubiquitin protein ligase activity; phosphotyrosine residue binding
Source: RefSeq, a predicted model, not a curated record